This is a messenger RNA of Trichophyton verrucosum HKI 0517, 534 nucleotides long. RefSeq lists its product as uncharacterized. Bases 1 to 534 code for a protein of 177 amino acids. The transcript has 3 exons. The record is from RefSeq and is a predicted model, not a curated record. NCBI's taxonomy places the organism in Eukaryota, Fungi, Ascomycota, Eurotiomycetes, Onygenales, Arthrodermataceae.
AUGGGAAAACGACGACAACAGCGAGAAGACAACAGCGACAACGACAAGGAGAACAGAGAGGAGACCAGAUUUGAAGAAGAUGAUAUGAAGACUCGCUGGCGGCGGGCGGUGAGCUCGACUCCCAAAGGCGCUGCUCGGUGUUGCGACCGGGAUUCGCGGGCUGUGGAGAACCAACUCGUUAUCUCCGCCAACAUGGAGAGGCCAACUUUCUCCUUCGCUGCUUCACCUUGUAACACAGCUGCAUCCUUCGCCAGAUUCUGGACGUCUCGUUGGCCCGGGAAACCAGUUGCACUUCCCCCUUCAGCCAACCAGCUUCUCGCUGCCCCGUGGGCGGGACGCACUUUGAGACAGCGCCUAGGCGUCAUCGAGCAACCCUUGUCAGGGGGUCGGACAGUUGUAAACUCCGAUCUCCUCCGUCUCCAUCCAUUUCUUGUUUGCGGCUCAAAAAAAGCCACUGACAUGGGGGCUCGGCCUUUCACGAAGGUUCUCUCUCCAACAAAAGCAAUUCUUCCCUGUCUGGUGAGUCACACCUGA